This is a messenger RNA of Phialemonium atrogriseum, 1530 nucleotides long. RefSeq lists its product as uncharacterized. NCBI's taxonomy places the organism in Eukaryota, Fungi, Ascomycota, Sordariomycetes, Cephalothecales, Cephalothecaceae. The record is from RefSeq and is a predicted model, not a curated record. The transcript is spliced from 2 exons. The coding region runs from base 141 to 1253 and encodes 370 amino acids.
CAAAGCGUGAGUAGGGUGGACUGUGCACUUCCUGUCACCGAUUACAUAACCACAUCCAAAUAUUCCGUACUUUGCCAGGCCUAGUCAGAACUCUACCAAGCCAACAUCGUGAAUAUCUUGAAGCAGCCAGAGUCGGGCCAAUGUCGAAGCCCUCUCUCCCAGCCCCCGUUCCGCAAGGUGCAUUGCACUUGUAUCGACAUCUCCUCAGGGAAGCCUCGUAUCUCCCACCCGUCUGCCAGCCCUUCAUCUCGGAGAGGAUCACAGCGCGAUUCCGCAAGCACCGUCCUGAUCCCGACCCGGCCCCGAGCCUGCACCAGGCAAGCCAUGGCCUCCGAUACCUGCGGGCCGCCAACGCCGGCGACAUGACGCGGAUGCGCCGAGUCCUGCUUCUCGCCUUUGGCCGUAUCGGACGCCGCCGCCGGGAGUUGCUGGACCGCCUGGUUCGCAAGGAUCCGCCCGCGGACUCGGCCGCCCUUCAGGAACUAAUCCAUUCUGCCUCGGCCAGGUCAGGUUCAGAGCCCGCCGACGGGCCCGACGACUGGCUUGCCAAGUGGGACGUCGGGAAGAUCCGGGCCUUCCUCGCCUCGCAGUCCCAGGCCGGCAUUCAGAGCUCCCCGCGGCCGGUCCUCAAGAGCAAGCACGUAAAUCCCGAAAAGUCGAUUCCCACCGAGAACACGUGGGGCCGUCCACUACAUCCGAGAUUGGCAAGGUCAAAGCUGAAGAAGGCCUGGAAGAAGCUUAUUGAUAGGGUACUGCCGCCGGUACCGCAUGGGGAAUGGGAGGUGCUGCGGGACCUAGCAGCUGGGAAGCUGACAGGCCCCGAAUGGACAGUACCAGCCCGGCGCCCCGUUGCUGCACCUAGCGACGAAGCUGGAAGUCAGGAGCAACUGUGGCACUGGGUCCCGUACACUAUCCAGCCUGUCCGGCAGGUGGAGCGGAAACACUCGCGAAGGUUCAAGCUCAUGACCGGAUCCGUAGACGACGGCUCGUUGCUCGGUUCGUCGCCGGCGAAGGUUCACAAUUACACGGCCCGAUUCUGGCGGCGCCUCUAUUCACACGUGUGGCACAUGACGGCAACGAUGGAGAAGAAACCAGUCGGCAAUGGGUGGAAUAUCAAGUGGGGGAACGCACGCCUGGAGCUCUCUCCGCCGACAGCCGGCCAUGCAGAGUUCUUCCAGGGAGUCUCCAAGGACGGCAGACUUUCCGCGACGCCGGCGAAGGGACAGAAGAAGCAGCCAUCUCCAGUCGGUUGACAUACAAUCCUGUUUACACCACGACACACACCCCUUAUCGCCCCCGGAGCCGCAGCCUCACUACCUCCGCCUCCCCGUCGACACGCAUCCCCACCCACUCGUCCAGCGCCUUGGCGCCAAUGCUCUCGUAGAACUUGAUGCUCGGCUCGUUCCACUUCAGCACGUUCCACUCGAGACGCCCGCCCCGCAUAGCCUCGACCUCCUUCGCCAGCUCGACCAGCAGGCGCUUCCCGUAACCGUUGUUCCGCUCCGUCUGCCGCACGAACAGGUCCUCGAG